Molecule: messenger RNA, 3662 nt
Organism: Perca flavescens (yellow perch)
Lineage: Eukaryota; Metazoa; Chordata; Actinopteri; Perciformes; Percidae
Gene: gldc
Product: glycine dehydrogenase (decarboxylating)
Exons: 25
Coding region: 191-3283 (1030 amino acids)
Biological process (GO): glycine decarboxylation via glycine cleavage system
Cellular component (GO): mitochondrion; glycine cleavage complex
Molecular function (GO): glycine binding; glycine dehydrogenase (decarboxylating) activity; lyase activity
Source: RefSeq, a predicted model, not a curated record
AGCGUCUCCACUCUGAUUGGUCCGCUCUUGUGCAACUGUGCAGUUGUAUAAACUGCAGUUUGAAGGAGUUCGCAGAGUCUGCUGCAGGGAUCGCAACAGUCUCAGUGGGGGGAAAAACUCUUCCGUGCGAGGGGAGGAAAAAAAAGACUAAACCGGUUUCUGCAGACUUGUCUUGCUAAGUGAUUUAGAGAUGCAGAGCUGCGCCAAGUCCUGGGGGAUCUUCUUGGCCAAGUCGGUGAAUCCCAGCGCACCGUGCAGGCAUCUAACUGACAAGAGCCGCGUGGUUUGGAAACUUCAGUGCAGGAUCCGAAACAGCGGUGCAUCCCUACCAACAGCAGCCCGGGGUCUGAGGACGUCUGCAGCCGUCUCCUCCAGACAGAUAGAAAGAAUAUUACCCAGACACGAUGAUUUUGCAGAGAGGCACAUUGGUCCAGGUGAGAGGGAGAAGAGAGAAAUGCUGGAUGCUUUGGGACUCGAGUCUAUCGACCAGUUGAUCGAAAACACCGUUCCAUCCUCCAUCCGUAUCCAGCGGAGUAUGAAAAUGGAUGACCCAAUAUGUGAGAGUGAGAUUCUGGACACUCUACAGAAGAUUGCAUCAAAGAAUAAAGUGUGGAGGUCCUACAUCGGCAUGGGCUACUACAGCUGCUUGGUACCACCGCCCAUCCAGCGUAAUCUCCUGGAGAAUUCAGGCUGGGUGACACAAUACACGCCCUACCAGCCCGAGGUCUCUCAGGGUCGCCUGGAGUCGCUCCUUAACUACCAGACCAUGAUCUGUGACCUCACCGGCAUGCCUAUGGCUAACGCCUCCCUGCUUGACGAGGGAACGGCUGCGGCCGAGGCCAUGCAGCUCUGCCACAGACAGAACAAAAGAAGAAACUUCUACAUUGACCCACGCUGCCAUCCCCAGACCAUUGCUGUAGUGCAGACCAGAGCCAACUACAUCGGGGUGAAAACCGUGCUGAAGCUUCCUCAUGAGAUGGACUUCAGUGGGAAUGAUGUGAGCGGUGUUCUCUUCCAGUAUCCGGACACUGAUGGCAAGGUGGAAGACUUCACAGCCCUCGUGGACUGGGCGCACAAGGGAGGGGCCCUGGCUUGCUGUGCUACAGAUCUGUUGGCCCUCUGUGUGCUGCGCCCUCCUGGGGAGUUUGGCGUCGAUAUCGCACUGGGCAGCUCCCAGAGGUUUGGGGUUCCUCUUUGCUACGGGGGUCCCCAUGCUGCCUUCUUCGCUGUUAAAGACAACCUGAUCCGGAUGAUGCCUGGCAGAAUGGUUGGAGUCACCAGGGAUGCAGCUGGUAAGGAGGUGUAUCGGCUUGCCUUGCAGACCAGAGAGCAGCACAUUCGCAGAGACAAAGCAACCAGCAACAUCUGCACGGCACAGGCUCUGCUGGCCAACAUGGCAGCUAUGUUCGCACUGUAUCAUGGUCCUCAGGGACUCAAACACAUCGCUGAGAGGACGCACAAUGCUGCUCUGAUCCUUGCUGAAGGUCUGAAGCGAGCAGGACACCGGCUGCACAGUGAGAUGUUCUUCGACACUCUAAAGAUUAACUGUAGCGUGGCAGCCAAAGACAUUGUUGAGAGAGCCGCGCAGAGGCAGAUAAACCUAAGAAUCUACACUGAAGGAGUGUUGGGUGUGUCUCUGGAUGAGAUGGUGACUGAGAGGGACUUGGAUGACUUGCUCUGGGUCUUUGGCUGUGAAUCUUCAGCUGAGCUGAUUGCUGAGAAGAUGGGUGAGCGGGUGAAGGGGAUCAUGGGAAGUCCAUUCAAGAGGACAAGCAAGUACCUCACGCACCAGGUCUUUAACAGUUACCACUCUGAAACCAACAUUGUGCGAUACAUGAAGCGCCUGGAGAACAAGGACAUCUCCCUAGUGCACAGCAUGAUACCACUGGGGUCCUGCACCAUGAAGCUUAACAGUUCUUCAGAGCUCAUGCCAAUCACCUGGAGGGAGUUUGCCAACAUCCACCCCUUUGUGCCUCUGGAUCAAGCUGAAGGCUACCAGAAGCUUUUCAGGCAGCUGGAGAGGGACCUCUGUGAGGUGACAGGCUACGAUAACAUCUCCUUCCAGCCAAACAGUGGUGCUCAGGGAGAAUACGCUGGCCUGGCUGCCAUAAAAGCCUACCUGAACUCAAAGGGAGAGAGCUCAAGAAGUGUCUGUCUCAUUCCCAAGUCAGCCCACGGCACCAACCCAGCGAGCGCUCAGAUGGCUGGCAUGAAGGUGCAGGUGGUGGAGGUGGACAAGGAUGGCAACAUUGACAUGGCACACCUCAAUGCGCUGGUGGAUAAACACAAGGCGAGUCUGGCAGCCAUGAUGGUCACCUACCCUUCCACCUUUGGCGUGUUUGAGGAGCAGAUCAGAGACGUAUGUGAUCUCAUUCACAAGAACGGAGGCCAGGUGUACCUGGAUGGCGCCAACAUGAACGCCCAGGUGGGUCUGUGUCGCCCUGGAGAUUAUGGCUCUGACGUGUCUCAUCUCAACCUGCACAAGACCUUCUGCAUCCCUCAUGGUGGGGGAGGACCUGGCAUGGGGCCGAUUGGAGUGAAGGCCCACCUCGCCCCCUUCCUGCCCAGCCAUCCGGUGGUUCCCAUGCAUUCGGGCAACACCAGCAACUCGCUGGGCACCAUCAGCGCCGCUCCCUGGGGCUCCAGCGCCAUCCUGCCAAUCUCCUGGGCUUACAUCAAGAUGAUGGGAGCCAAAGGACUGCGUCACGCUACAGAGGUGGCCAUCCUCAAUGCCAACUACAUGGCCAAGAGGCUGGAGGGUCACUAUAAGGUCCUAUUCAGGGGCAGGAAAGGAUUUGUAGCCCACGAGUUCAUUCUGGAUGUGAGGCCAUUCAAGAAGACUGCUAACAUUGAGGCUGUUGAUGUGGCCAAGAGGCUGCAGGAUUACGGUUUCCAUGCACCCACCAUGUCGUGGCCGGUGGCUGGUACCCUCAUGAUCGAGCCCACAGAGUCGGAGGACAAGGCCGAGAUGGACCGGUUCUGCGACGCCCUGCUAGGUAUCCGACAGGAGAUCGCAGACAUCGAGGAGGGAAGGAUGGACUCCCGCAUCAACCCGCUCAAGAUGGCCCCUCACUCUCUGGCCUGCAUCUCAUCCUCCAACUGGGACAGACCAUACUCCAGGGAGCACGCUGCUUUCCCCUUGCCCUUCAUUAGGCCAGAGACCAAAUUCUGGCCGAGCAUCUCCAGGAUCGACGACAUCUACGGCGACCAGCACCUGGUGUGCACCUGCCCGCCAAUGGAGGCCUACGAGUCUCCGUACGAGGAGAAGAGAGCUUCCUCAUAGAUGCUCCCUGUGGUCCAGUCCCAAUGUCUGCCUGAGCUCUAAAACCUGUUGCUCACUUUCUAACGGAAUAACUGCCUCUAUAUUAGAUGAUUUUAGACUUUCCCUGGUCAUCCCUGUUUUUAACAUUGGUUCCCUAUGAAUUGUGGGUACAUUUCCUUAAGCAGAAGUGUAUUAAGUUGGGGCUCAAAAAGUUUGCAAGAGAGCUCUUAAGCAGUUGUUGAUGUAACCGCCCCUGAGCUGACUUGUUACAAAUGAAUGUUCAAGUCUGAGGUGGACAUUGGGACCGGGCUUCAUCUCUGAUCGCACACUCUUCACAGGGGUCACAGGUUUUUUCCCUAUUCAAACUGUUCCAAUGGACCAAAAGUGCAACCUUUUGCUU